Messenger RNA from Serpula lacrymans var. lacrymans S7.9, 1712 nucleotides. RefSeq lists its product as uncharacterized. Bases 4 to 1563 code for a protein of 519 amino acids. Lineage: Eukaryota; Fungi; Basidiomycota; Agaricomycetes; Boletales; Serpulaceae. Gene Ontology annotation, molecular function: ferric-chelate reductase activity. Gene Ontology annotation, biological process: copper ion import; intracellular iron ion homeostasis; iron ion transport. The record is from RefSeq and is a predicted model, not a curated record. The transcript is spliced from 11 exons. Gene Ontology annotation, cellular component: plasma membrane.
ACCAUGGCUUAUAUUAUCUUUCUUUACGUCUGGGCUUUCAUUAAUACAACUGAUCUCGAGGGUCAAAAACUUGACAUAUCUUAUUGGUAUAAUCGCGCUGGAACACUCGCAUCAAGUCAGUUCCCUCUGAUUGCUGCCCUUGGAACCAAGAACAAUCUAGUCACACUCGUCACCGGUAUUAGUUAUGACAGAUUGAACUAUGUGCACCGAAUGAUGGCUCGAGUUGUAGUUAUCUUGCUUUGGGUGCAUGCUGGGAGUGAGGUUGUCUACUACGCUGAAUUCAAAGGCGAUUUAGCUCAAUCCUGGCUCCGCUGUGGCUUAGUUGCAAUUAUUGCAUUGACUUUGUUGUGCUUUGUGUCCUUGCGACCCGUCAGGGCAAAUGCAUACGAGUUCUUCUUCUAUACUCACUUCGCAAUGGUCUUAAUCUUCCUCGUCACUGCUUACUUUCACACUAACUACCAGAGCCUUGGAUAUUGGAUUUGGCCUUCCUUUGUUUUCUGGGCCCUCGAUCGUUUCAUUCGUGUUUGUCGCCUUAUUGUCUUCAACCACUCCUACUUUGGUUUUAGGUCUGGUUCUACCAUGGACGCCACAACAGAACUCCUUGAUGACAAUAAUGUCCGCCUCCGCUUACAUCGCCCGAGCCACUUUCACUGGAGCCCUGGUCAGACCGCCUAUCUCAUCAUGCCUUCCGUAUCCAAGCUUCCAUUCGAGGCUCAUCCAUUCACCAUUGCAAGCUUUGAUUCUAAUCUCUUUGAUUCCGUGGAGGAAGCCCCUGUCACUGAAAAGGGUGAGAAAAGGAAAAGCUUGGCAGAACACGCACUUGGGAAAAGUACUCCAUUCUGGAAGGAAGUUGUUUUCUUUGUCGGCGUCCAAGAAGGUUUUACAAAGCGCUUGAAGGAUGUAGCGUUGAAGGGAGGAAAGGUUAAAGUGUUUAUCGAUGGACCCUAUGGUCCUUCUCCCGACUUGGGGUCUUUUGAUACAUCGAUCUUCAUUGCGGGUGGAUCUGGUAUCUCUUAUACGCUUCCCAACUUCUUGGAUGUCAUAGAGAAAGUUCGUGAUGGAAAAAGCAUUUGUCGACGUGUUGUAUUCGUUUGGUCGAUCCGUGAAAAUGAUCAUCUGUACUGGAUUGAUGAUACCCUCAUCAAAGCAAUUCAACUGGCACCGCCACAUCUCGCUGUUGAUAUUCGUAUCCACGUCACCGGCGCACGCACAACUGUCGCACCGCUAGAACAGGCUUACGGCGAUGAUGACACUGAGUCAAUUCACUCUGAUUCCCGCUCUGAAAUUGCAGAGCAUGAAUACAACGAGGUCGUGGAUAAAAGCAAAGAUUCCAUCCUUGCUAUGAGCGCUGUGAGAGUAGAGAACGGAAGACCGAAUUUAGAUGGGAUCUUGAAAGAGGAAGUCGGUAUGGCUACCGGAAGGAUGUCCGUCAGUGUGUGCGGGUCCCAGGCUGUUGCACGCGCCACUCGCAAUGCCCUCCGCUUUCCUGUUUCCGGUCCUACCAGCGUUUUAUCGGGCGGUCCCAGCGUAACCCUGCACAUCGAAUCCUUUGGCUACGCUUAGCUAAGUUACUGGUGGCAUGUUUGAUCAGCGCCCGAAGUUGCUAGGAAUUAUCUUGUACUACUCUCCUUUUUCUCCCAUUGAACGAUCUAAUUCCUUAAACCUUAUGUAUAGCCCUAUGAGUGUGUAACCAAUAUAUUGUAGACAAUUUU